This is a messenger RNA of Hevea brasiliensis (rubber tree), 2480 nucleotides long. Its product is annotated as probable protein S-acyltransferase 4. The transcript is spliced from 6 exons. The record is from RefSeq and is a predicted model, not a curated record. Gene Ontology annotation, cellular component: Golgi apparatus; endoplasmic reticulum. Gene Ontology annotation, biological process: peptidyl-L-cysteine S-palmitoylation; protein targeting to membrane. Bases 506 to 2038 code for a protein of 510 amino acids. Gene Ontology annotation, molecular function: protein-cysteine S-palmitoyltransferase activity. Lineage: Eukaryota; Viridiplantae; Streptophyta; Magnoliopsida; Malpighiales; Euphorbiaceae.
AAAAAUUUUGCCAGGAGAAAGGCCGCGAGAAAUUGAAACAUCCGCCCGAGCUCGUUGUCUGGCAAUGGCAUGCCAGCGUUUGUUACCCAGAUUUUUAUUAUUUUUUUAAAAAAAGAAAAGAUUUAACCAGAGAGAGAAACACAUUCAUUCAUUAUUUGUAUUUACAGAUAGACAGAGAGAGAAUAAGAGAGAGAGAGAGAAUCUGUGUCUUGGUAUAAUCCGCCUUAUUCUCCGAUAUAGUUUGUUUUUAUUUAUUUAUUUUUUUAUUAUGGGGGAGUAGAGGAGGAACUGCUGCUUGUUUGAUCCAAAAACCUGUCAACCUCAAACCUCUCUCUCUGUCUCUGUCUUUGUUUUUCACUUGUGUUCUCACGUAUUAUUGCAAAAUUUUGAUUUGCUUUGUUGGGUUGAUGCUGUAUACGUAGAAACAUUAAGUAAAAUUUGUUAAGACUGAGAGAGAGAGAAGAGAAGAGAAGAAAUAUAAGGGUUUCAGCUUUGGAUUGUAAGAAUGAAUUCAAAUUUGGCUGCUUCUUCUUCUCGACGCAUGACUAAGGAUAAACCCAGGAGGCUCUAUCAGGUCUGGAAGGGAAGCAAUAGAUUUCUUUUUGGUGGGAGAUUGAUAUUUGGUCCUGAUGUGGCUUCAAUGUUCCUGUCUACACUUCUUAUUGCUGUUCCUGCAGUUGCUUUUUGUAUGAAAACCUACUUCAAGAUUGUGGAUGAAGAUACUGAACAUCCUGACCAUUGGUAUCCUGUGUUAAUUGUGGGCUCAAUCUUUACUAUAUUAGAUUUAGUCUUUCUCUUCUUGACCUCUAGUCGAGAUCCCGGAAUAGUCUGUAGAAAUUCACGGCCUCCUGAAUCAGAUGAAGCAUUUGAUGCAGCUACUCCUUCUAUGGAAUGGGUCAAUGGCAGAACCCCUCAUUUAAAACUACCCCGGACAAAAGAUGUUAUGGUAAAUGGCCAUACAGUGAAAGUUAAGUACUGCGAUACUUGUUUGCUUUAUCGUCCUCCUCGUGCUUCUCAUUGUUCGAUCUGCAACAACUGCAUUCAGAGAUUUGAUCAUCACUGUCCAUGGGUUGGUCAGUGCAUCGGAGUACGCAACUAUCGAUUCUUCUUCAUGUUUAUAUCAACAGCAACCAUCUUGUGCAUGUGUGUCUUUGUAUUUUCUUGGAUUCAUAUCCUCAGUAGAAAGGAGCACCUUUGGAAAGCCAUAUCUCAAGAAAUCCUUUGUGAUUUUCUCAUAGUAUACUGCUUUGUAGCUGUCUGGUUUGUUGGUGGCCUUACAAUUUUUCACUCCUAUCUUGUUUGCACAAACCAGACCACUUACGAGAAUUUUCGCUACCGAUAUGACAAGAAGGAGAAUCCAUAUAAUAGGGGAAUGGUAAGAAAUAUUACAGAAAUAUUUUUCACCAAGAUUCCACCUUCAAUGAAUAAAUUCCGUUCCUUUGUGGAGGAAGAUGAACAGAUGGUAGCUGGAUCAGUUGUGCCACACCUGGGGGAUGGUUUCAUUAGCUCAAAAGAGAAAAUCGACAUUGAAAUGGGAACUAAGCUUGCAGAAGAUAAUAAUUAUUCCCUUCCAGAAAUUUUGCGAAAUUUGGAUUAUGAUGAUGAUUCAGACGAUAAUUACAAGACGAAGGAAGAAGAAGGCAGGCCAUCUUUUGACCAAUUCUUUCCUGGUGGGCAAGAAUUGAAAGAAUCGUUGCAAAUCUCUGUCACUAGAGAUGAAUUGAAAGAGUCCGUUCAAGGUUCAGUUGUUGGGGAUGGUGCUAAAAAAUCUGCACUAAGCUCAAGCAAAUCUGUGGAAGGUUCUACUGCUAGUGAUGAAGUGAGAGAGUCAACCCAAAGAUCUAAUGCUGAAGCUGAAGUAAGUGAAUCUCCUCAAAAAUCUAAUUCUGAAAAUGAAGUAAGAUAUUCUGCGCAAAGAUAUAAUCCUGAAGUUGAAGUGAGAGAAUCUGCACAAAGUCCUACUGUUGAAGAAGGGCCUAGAUAUGCUAUCAAGGGUUCUACUGCUGGAGAUGAGACUCACUCAGCAGAGGGAAUUUAAUGACAGAACCAAUUCUUGAAGUAUAGAGGUUUUGCUACUAAAAGUCUCCCCUUUCGUGAGGUAUAAGUUGAUUUUCUCAGCAGCAUGCAUCAGUCACUUCAAAGGGCUAUAAAUUGGCUUUCUGAUGGUUGAAUGCUACAUCGGUGGAUGUUGCUUCCUUUUUUAUGGGAGGAACUAGAUUUGGAUAAAAAACUUUGAUCUGUUCAGUGCAAUUUGGAUUCUGGUUGUUGCAAGUUGUAAAUCUGUACUGCAGAAACCCACAAGGAACUUGACAUUGUCUGUAUAGGGUAAAAUGGUUUGAGAUAUGGUUGAUAGGAUUGUGUUCCAUUUCUGUAUGAAUAGGUGUGCAUUUGAAAUGAGCAAAGAUUUAAAUGUCUUAAUUGAAAAAAAAUCAUUAAAUUUUAACACGAUAUCGAAUUUAAAUUUUUCGUCAUUUGAAAUU